CCGGACCUGUUGUGCGGCUGUCGGAGCGGAGCUCAGCUGCUCUGCGGGACGCGCUGCUGCUCACACGAACUUUUCCCCCGCGACUCGGACCCGGCGGACAGCGGAGCGGCCGGCCGCGGUCAGCUGACCAGAGCUGAAUGAGAACCUGGACCAAGCUCGAUCGGCCUGUUUGCAGUCCCUCAGUAAACGUCUUCCGAUGAGGAAAGUUCCUCCUCUUCCUCACGCUUCAGCAUUGUCGCCGCAAUAGGAACUCACCUCCACAGGUGAAGAGGAGCUGCCAUGUUGGCCUCCUACUUCCUCCCAUCAAUCCUCCUCAUCUUCCUCCUCCUCCCUCCUCCUUCGCACCCCGUGGAUGCCGUGGUGAAGCGGGUGAGGCUGGAGGGCUCCCCCUUGUCUCACUUGCUGCUGGACCCUGGGGAGGGACGUCUGUAUGUGGGCGGAGUCGACCACCUCUAUCAGCUGACCACUGACCUGGAGGUGAUGUCACAUGUGAAGACAGGCCCUCGGCUGGACUCCCCGGACUGCCUCCCUCCAAUUGUUCCUCAGGAUUGCCACUCGGCCAUGUCCACGCACAAUCACAACAAGCUGCUGCUGAUGGAGGAGGGGCAGGGGGCGGAGCCAGGGAGCCUGAUCGUCUGUGGCUCUCUCUACCAAGGAAUAUGUGAUAAGAGGAGUCUAUCCAACAUCUCGGAGCUCAUUUAUCAGACUUCCAACCCAGUUGACACUCAGUACGUCGCUGCCAACGAUCCACGAGUCUCCACCGUGGGUGUGGUAAUAACCACGAAGGGCAAGGCGGAAGGAGGCGGGGCCGGGGGCGUGCUGCGUCUGAUGCUGGUUGGUCGAGGCUACACCAGCAAAGGUCCUGGUGACAUCCCGCCAAUCACCUCGCGCCGCCUGUUCCCCGUGGUUCCACCUCGCAGGGCUUUUGCACAGGAGGAAGAACUUGGAAAACUGGUGGUAGGAAGUUACUCUGAGUACAACAACCACUUUGUGAAAGCUGUGGCUCACAAAAGCCACGUCUACUUCCUGUUCUCCCGGCGGGACAUGUGGCACAAGAAGGAGUACCGAACCUACGCCUCCAGGCUCUGCGCGUCCGAUCGCAGCUUCUACUCGUACGUGGAGGUGCCGCUGUCCUGCACCGGCGGCUACAACCUGGCACAAGGAGUCUGGCUGGGGAACCACUCCGCAGACGCAGCCCUGUUCAUCGUCAUGUCAGCCGGGCAGGCAUCCACGCCCGUGGCAACCAGUCGUUCUGCGCUCUGUGUUUACGGGAUGGCAGAGCUGGACGCUAUGAUGCGGCAAGCACAAGAAGUGUGUUAUACUGAGGGAGGACGAGGUGGAGGCGGACAGGAAGAGGCCUACAUCGAGUACGCUGUGUCAUCCAAGUGUCUCAAGCUGCCGAAGGACUCCCUCUCCGAGUACCCCUGCGGGGGGGAACACACCCCCAACCCCAUCGCCAGCGCUGUGCCCCUCCAGGCCACACCCACUAUCACUCUCUCCACCCAGCUGACAGCUGUCACCGUGGCAACCGAGGCCGGUCACACUAUCGCCUUCUUGGGAGACCGAGAGGGACAACUGCACAAGGUGUUGGUGCGCUCCAAUCGUUCAGGUGACCGGUACGCCAGCGAGGUGGUGGACAGAGGCAGCGCCGUCAGCGCCGACCUCCUCCUGGACCGGAACCAGCAGCACAUCUACGUUUUAACCAGUGACAGAUUGUCCAAGCUUCCUACUUCGUCCUGUGAGACCCAGAAGGACUGCCGGUCCUGCCUGUCCAUCAGAGACCCGUACUGUGGCUGGUGUGUCCUGGAGGGACGGUGUUCCCGCAGACACGAGUGUCAGCGCCACCAGCUGGCAAACCAUUGGAUCUGGAGUUUUGAACCCACCAAUCAGUGCGUGACGGUGCAGCGUCUAUGGCCAGCCAAUCAGAGCAAAGAGGAACAGACACAGGUAACGCUGUCAGUACUCCGGCUUCCUGAUCUCAGAGGGGCGGAGUCUCUUUCCUGUGUCUUCGGGCUUCUCCCACCUCAGCCUGCCCUUGUGAUGGGGGCUAAUGUCACCUGUCAGUCACCUGCACCGGAGCUUCUCCCAGCCAUUCCCCCAGAAGGUGAUCACAUGAUCCUGCCUGUGUCGCUCAUGUUUGGCGAUGUGGUGGUAACCACAGGAAACAUGACCUUCUAUGACUGUGGAGCCGUGAGCCGACUGAACCAGACGUCCCAGUGUCUGGCAUGCGUCAGCAGCGUGUGGAGGUGUAACUGGUGUCCUCUGGAUCAACUCUGCACUCACAACCACAGCUGUCCAAAGCAGAACAUUAUCCUGAACCAGAGAGAUUCUCCUGGUCCCACUUCCUGUCCUCUGGUGUUCUCCCUGAAGAGUUCUGCCUUAGUGCCCAUGGGUCUGAGCACCACUCUGGUUCUGCAGGGACGGAACCUGGACAUUUACACGGAUGAAGCUCAGUAUGUGUGUGUCAUCGAGAUCAAAGGAGUGCAGUUCAACCUGACGGCUGCCGUGGAGAAAACACAUGACAACACUUACAUCUUCACCUGCCAAAGCCACCAGUUCCAGUACGCUAUCAGUCAGCUGCAGUACUCGGCUCCUGUGUACCUGCGGAGAGGACUCAGACGCGUGGACGCCUCACCUGGACUCAGACUCCAGCUGUACGACUGCUCCGCCGGCCAAUCAGAUUGCUCGCAGUGUAGGGCGGUGCCAGAGGAGUACGGCUGUGUGUGGUGUCAAGGAAGCCCCACCUCCGGCUGUGUCUACAACCAAUCAUGUCCCGGUGUCCCUGCAGACAUCUGUCCGCCUCCUUACAUCACACAGGUGAUGCCGGUCUCUGGGCCUCUGGAGGGUGGAGUCCUGGUGACCAUCACUGGGUCCAACCUGGGCAUGAGGUACCAGGACGUGGUGGGCGGUGUCACCGUGGCAGGGGUUCAGUGUGUGCCUCAGCCUGAAGGAUACUUGAUUUCCACCAGGAUUGUGUGUGAGCUUCAGCCCAGUGGGAACCAGAGGGAGGGGCCUAUCUUUGUCACCGUAGGAACUACUCCACCUGGCAAGUCGACACAGAUUUUCAGAUAUCAGGACCCCGAGUUGCUGGAUCUGGUUCCUGAUAAAGGUCCGGUCUCUGGAGGAACAAGACUGACCAUCAGAGGAAGACAGCUACUGACUGGCCAGAAGUCAGACCUGAGUGCUUUCCUGGGCCCACAGCCGUGCUACAUAGUUUCAGAGGUCAAUGCCUCCCAGUUGGUGUGUCAAACUGGGUCGAGUAAUCAGACUGGUGGAGUCCCAGUGCGGGUUUUCUUCGGUAAAGCUGAGCGGACGGUUCCUGAUGUCACGUUUCAUUACCUGGCCGACCCCGUCAUCAGUAACGCCUUACCUGGGGAGAGCUUCUACGCAGGCGGACGCGUUGUCAUGGUGACCGGCAGGAACCUGGAUGUGGUGCAGCGGCCACUCAUAUCCGUGUGGGUGGAGCCUCUGGAGAUUCAAAGGGUGAAACGGAAAAGACGGUUGACUAUUCUGAAUCCCAGGCAGCAGCUGGUCUUCAGCAGCACCAUGACAACGGUGUCCGAGCAGUGCUCAGUCCUGUCUUCCUCUCAGAUGACUUGUCCCACCCCAGAAGUGUUCCCAGAGCUCAAAGUUAAAGGCGUCUGGUUCCAGCUCGACAACGUCAGAGUCCACUACGAGAGCAUCAAGGGUAAGAGCUUCAAGUAUUAUCCAAACCCGCAGUUCUUUUCCUUGAACCGAGAAGCUCCAGACGUUCCCUACCGAUUCAAACCUGGAGGCGUGAUCGCGGUGGAGGGCCAGGAUCUGACCAGAGCCAUGUCCAGGCAGGAGGUCACCGCUUGGCUCGGGGAUCAGCAGUGUGAGGUGAAAACUCUGGACAGCACUCACCUGUACUGUGAACCCCCUGAGGUUCAGCCCAUGAGCAGCGACGACAGCAACGAGCUGCCAAGCCUCAAGGUGUUCAUGGGAAACCUGCAGGUGGACCUGGGCUCGGUUCAGUACGACAGUGACUCCAUGCUGUCUCCAGUCCCGUUGGCUGCUCAGAUCAGCUUGGCGGCCGUAGCGGCCGUCAUCAUCCUGUCAGUGCUGGUGGUCAUCCUCAUGUACAGGAGGAAGAGCAAACAGGCGCUGCGAGACUACAAGAAGGUUCUGGUGCAGCUGGAAACUCUGGAGAUCAACGUGGGAGAUCAGUGUCGCAAAGAGUUCACCGACCUGAUGACAGAGAUGAUGGACCUGAGCAGUGAUGUGGGAGGCCCCGGUCUCCCUCUGCUGGACUACAGGACGUAUGCAGAGAGGGUGUUCUUCCCCGGCCAGCAGACGGCGCCGCUGAGCCGGCAGCUGGACCUGCCCGAGUCCAGGAGGCAGACGGUGGAGACGGGCCUUCAGCAGCUCAACAACCUGCUCAACAACCGGCUCUUCCUCACCAGGUUCAUUCACACUCUGGAGGCCCAGCAGGGCUUUUCUCAGAGAGACCGAGGAUACGUGGCCAGCCUGCUCACCAUCGCGCUGCACGACAAGCUGGAGUACUUCACCGAGGUCAUGAAGAGCCUGCUGCAGGACCUGGUGCAGCAGUACGUCGCCAAGAACCCCAAACUCAUGCUGCGCCGGACAGAAACCGUAGUUGAGAAGAUGCUGACCAACUGGAUGUCCAUCUGCCUCUACUCUUUCCUGAAGGAGGUGGCAGGUGAGCCCCUGUACAUGCUCUACAGGGCCAUCAAGUAUCAGGUCGACAAGGGGCCGGUGGACGUUGUGACGGGAAAAGCCAAACGAACGCUGAAUGACAGUCAUCUGCUGCGAGAGGACAUUGACUAUUCUGCCAUGACUUUGACAGUCCUGGUGAAGAACGGAGUUGAGGUCCAGCCGUCUCCUGUUAAAGUACUUGACAUUGACACCAUCACUCAGGUGAAGGAUAAGAUUCUGGACCAAGUGUACAGAGGAGCGCCGUUCUCCCAGAGACCAGCGGCGGACAGUCUGGACCUGGAGUGGCGCUCAGGUCAGGCCGGUCACCUGACCCUGUCAGACGAGGAUGUCACAGCGGUGGUCCAGGGUCGCUGGAAGCGGAUCAAUACGUUGCAGCACUACAAGGUGCCAGACGGCGCCACAGUGGCUCUGAUUCCACGAUCGCAGAGUUCAAGUGGAGUCAACCAGGUGUUCCAGACCGGAGAAAAAACACCAAUGCUGGAGGGUGAGGAGGAGGAGGGAUUUCGUCUGUGGCACCUGGUGAAGAGCAGCGAAGAUCCAGAAAUCCCCAAACACAGGAAAAGCAGCAUGAGGGAGAGGGAGCGGGGCAAGGCCAUACCUGAGAUUUACCUGACCAGACUGCUCUCCAUGAAGGGAACGCUGCAGAAGUUUGUGGACGACGUCUUCGUAGCCAUCCUCAGUACAAAGCGUGCUCCUCCCAUCGCUGUCAGGUUUUUCUUUGACUUCCUGGAUGACAUGGCUGAGAAACACGGAAUUGAUGACCCUGAGACUGUCCACAUCUGGAAGACCAACAGUCUCCCUCUCAGGUUCUGGGUCAACAUCCUGAAGAACCCUCAGUUCGUCCUGGACGUCCAGGUGACGGACAGCAUCGAUGCCGUCCUGUCGGUCAUUGCUCAGACCUUCAUCGACUCGUGCACUACCUCUGAGCACAAAGUCGGACGGGACUCUCCUGUCAACAAGCUGCUGUACGCCAGAGAAAUCCCACGUUACAAACAGCUGGUGGAAAGGUAUUACAGCGACAUCCACAGUGCUGCAUCAGGAUGUUACCAGGAGAUGAAUUCCACCCUCACCGAACUGUCUGGGAGUUUUGCCUCAGAGCUGAACGGUGUUGUUGCUCUUCAUGAACUUUACAAAUACAUCAGCAAGUAUUAUGACCAGAUCAUCAUGUCUCUGGAGGAGGACUCCUCAGGUCAGAAGAUGCAGCUGGCGUAUCGGCUGCAGCAGGUCGCCGCCCUGGUGGAGAACAAAGUUACUGAUCUCUGAAGAGGAGGGGAUGAAGAGGACAGCUAUUAUCACGUCUUCCUGAUGUUUGUGUUUUUACAGUCGGACUCAGGAGAUCAGCAGCAACAAAUCACACAGAUCUGAUCUAAAACUGAUGAUGAACUGAUGAUGAACUAACCCGAACUAACCAAACCAAGCUGACACCAGCCCGCAUAGACAAAGACAAUCUAACAAAACGAUCAGGGAGCUUCAUCGUCGCCUGCUGCCUUGCACUACAGUUCCCAGAGUUCUCUGCUGUCUGUGUGUCGAAAAGCACAAGUGAAAUUGUUUCAGGUGUGGUCCAAUCUAUUACUGGUUCUCCUGAGCAUCCGAACAGUUCUGGGAUUGUUCAACUUUUCCUCAAGGCAAUGCCAGAACCUGAAUCAGGGAGCGUUUCCAUCACGGUUCAGUGUGACUCCAGUUUCUCAUUUUUAAAAAGCCGCCUGCACUUAUACAGCCCACACACCCAUACCGCACCAUGAAAGUGCUCCACCAGGAACAACUCUGGCUUCAACAAAGAGGGACGACUCUGAAAUUCUGUGCUAACUCUUAUUUGCCCACUUUACAUCAGUGGGCACAUUUCCAGCCCCAGACCGCCUGGCUGACUCCCAGAGGUGGUAACCGCCCUGGCGACACCGCGACCUGACUCCUGACUGUUGGGUUGUGUCAACCUGGAUCACUUUAAGAUGCUCAGGCUAUGUUGAACCUGCAGGUUCUACAAAGUGUCAGGAGAGCUCAGCUGUUGGAGCAUCUUGGUUGAUGUUCAACAGAUCUCAGAACACACAGAACAGAGCUCUGCACAAAUCUACCAUCUACUAACUAGAACCAAACUGGGCCCAAGUGGUCAGGAGGAUGGAGCUGAGGCAACAGAUCAGGUUCCAGAGUUUCCUUGCUUCUCAUUGACUCCACAUGUCCUCAGGUUCUCUUAAGAGUCCUUCUUCAGCUCUGUCUUUGGUCUCUGGGUUUGUUAUGUUCAUCCAUCCAUUAACUCCCACCUAUCUGAGUUUGGGUGACGGGCGCAGCAGCUUUAGCAAAGCACCCCAGUCCUCCUCCCCAGUGUUCCGGGGCAACCCGAGAAACAUAACCCCAGCACUGUGUCCUGGGUCUUCCUCGGGACGUCCGUCUGGUUUUACAUGCCUGGAACACCUCCCCAUGUGUCUAGGAGGCCUCAUAACCAGGUGGCCGAAACACUUUGGUUGGUAGCGCCUUGACCCGAACCUGAAGAGGGAUUUCUUUUCCAACUGAGAGUCAGACACUGGGCUGUGAAUGCACCAGUGAGGGGUGAAUAUCUUCACUUGAUGACCAUCUCUUACUGGAAACAAAUAGAGAUGCAGAACCCUCCCGGAUGAAACUGCAGUCAGCGCCUGUUCACGAACCCAGAAGCACAGGGAAGCUAGCCUCUGGCCUGCUGGGAAAAACUCCAAAGUACAUGCUCCAAGUUGGGGGAAGUAAGUCAUCCCUGUCAGCCGUUAUCAUGGGCAACUCUAGAGUGGAUCAGGGUCCAAUCUCUCUUGAGGAGGUUGGUUCCAGAACCCAUGCUGUAUAUUGAUGUGAGUCUGACUUUGUGUAGUUGGUAACUGUCUCCAUCUCAGGCUCCGUCCCUCCGAGAGUGAAGGGGCCAUGUCAGAAGCAUUUUCGUGGCUGAGGGUUGGGACAUUGAAGCCAAUAAUUUCGACCGCUGCCUGUCCUACAUAGCUCCCCACUCUUGUGGCCGCUCCUGCAGGUGACGCGUCCACAGAAAGUCAGAGCCACUUUGUCAGUCAGGGUUGGGGUUAGGGUGGAGCACCUGUUGGACCCUCUUUCACUGGUCAAUGGUGGUGCUGUUUUAUCUUGAACAUGAAAAUAGGAGGCGGAGUCACACUGAAUGUGAAACGGAAACAUAAAUGUCAAACCUGCUGAGAAAACAAAGAGCUAAUCGAUGAUAAAAACAAUCAAUAACAAGUAAACAGAGUGUGUGUGUCAGGAACGCAUGUGUAAAUACUGUAAGUCUUCUUUAUAUUUAUUUGUCCCAGCUGUGCCUUCACUCCUGCAGCUAGGUGGCGCUGCCCGUUUUACAGGCAGCUUCCUGUGUCCCAGUGCAUGAUGGGACGAUAAAAUUAUGAACUUUAACUGAACAAGGGAAUAAAAACAGCAGCAAUAAACCCAAACCCUGAUGGGCAGGACCACCGGUGUGCAGGUGGGAACCGUCUGGGUCCAGUAAGAGCUCCUCUUCAUCACUCUGGGGGUCUCACAGACUCAACUCAGAGAAGACUCACCAAACUCUUAGUGGUUUCCUGCUGCUGGUACCAGGCUCACCGGAGAACCUUUUGAGACCGGGGUAACUGGAGCGGGCCAUCUCCAGCAGCUGGGCCAGAGUCAUAUAAUAAGCCAACCCUAUCUCCAGGGUUGGGCUCGACUGCAGUGGACCCUCCUUUUCCAUCAUGGACCCUCCUGAACUGUCUUAUACCCUUCUGGGCCGUCUUGAACCCAUGCUGUUCCCAUUUCGGACUCCCCAUGGAAUGUCUUCUACCUUUUUGGACUGUUGUGAACCCUUUUGUCUCCUCACAGACCAUCUUGGACUAUGCUGGACCCCCCUGGAUCAUCUUAGUUUUUACAGGACUUCUGUGGACCCUUCUGAACCAUCACAUAUGCUCCUUUACUCCCAUGAGCCAUUCUGGACUUAUCUGAAGUCUCAUGGGCCAGCCUGAAUGACCAUAGGCCCUCGUCAACUACCCUGUACCCUCCUGGACUGCCAUGGACCACGUUAAACCACUACUGACCUGCCUGUUCUCCUGUGGCUCAUCCUGGACCCUCCUAGACCCCCCUGGACUCUGCUGUGUGUCCUCGCUGUAGACUGACCAGCCGGACUGAACCCAGCAGACUGGCUGUGGUGGUUCCUGCUGUGAAACUGAAGCAGAGAACUGGACCAGGUUUGGCUGAACGCUCUUUUCCCUGCUGGCAGAUUCUGGAUUUUCUUCUUCUUUUCUUCUCCGGACCGUUCUGACGAGUCUUCUUUCCAUACUUUUGCUGUGUUGGUUCUUGAUCCGGUCUUAGAUCCGUUCUUGUAGUUCUUAGACUCCUGCAUGCUUGUGAUGAUGAUUUCUGCUGCUUCUUCCUCAUCCUUUUCAGUGUUUACGUUUAAGAUAAGGGCGUGGCCGUGCCCCUGAUGAUGCGCUGGUCACCUGAACUGUGUGCAGUCUGACCCUCAACUCUGAUUGGUGGAGCUGUUUGUUACUGUUUUCUACGGCCAUGUUAGAAGCUCAGCUGGCUUUUCUACUGAAUGUGUACAGUUUGCUAACAAUGUGUAAAUGUUAUCUGUAAAUACCUGUCUGAGGAUGAGGAUGAUAAAGACCAGCCAGUCUCCAAUGAAAAUGUGCUUUUAUUGUGAAAAGGCAGGAAGCCAAACACAGUUUGUAUUAUGUAAAAAUAAAAUUUUAAUUUUAGCGCUCCUCUGUUGUGUCAUCAUGUCAGUGGCUAGUUUUGUCUUGACCAGGAACAAAAACAUGUGCUGAGAAAGUCCUGCAGGGGGUUCCCACCGGGGUUCUCACAGGGUUUCCGUGGGGGGUUUCCUAAAAACAGAAUUCUUGGGUUUGAUGCUCCGGCCGGAAGAUUUUUCCAGAUAUUUGGUUUGACUUUAGGGGGAAUUCCCUGAAACUCUUAAACACUGUAAUGUGUGUAAAGCUAAGUUUUAAGUUACUCACAUUGCAAUGAUUGUAGUAGUAGACAAAAUAAAUAAACCCAUACAAAACAACUGUAAUGAAAAUGUUACUGAAAUAAUAUUUGUGUAAAUGUGUUUGAACACCAGGAACAUUCGUCGUAGCUCACCAUGGUGGAGGCUAGUGCCCCUCCGAUCGCUCCGGUUUGAGGGAAUUGUUUUAUUCUUUAAUUGAAACCAAAGCGGGUGGUGAGCUCUGUCCAAUGACAAUGUUCUAUGGUGGUCCAAAAAUGCUCCUCUUUUCUACAACUCCUGUCCUUUUUUUUAAUGGAGUAAUUAAAUCUCCUUUUAGUUAAUUUUCUGGACACCAGAGUUCAAUUGUAGUCAGAAUAUCCAGUUAUCAGAUU
Molecule: messenger RNA, 9999 nt
Organism: Cololabis saira (Pacific saury)
Lineage: Eukaryota; Metazoa; Chordata; Actinopteri; Beloniformes; Belonidae
Gene: plxnb3
Product: plexin B3
Exons: 40
Coding region: 280-5961 (1893 amino acids)
Biological process (GO): regulation of cell shape; semaphorin-plexin signaling pathway involved in axon guidance; negative regulation of cell adhesion
Cellular component (GO): semaphorin receptor complex
Molecular function (GO): protein binding; semaphorin receptor activity
Source: RefSeq, a predicted model, not a curated record